Molecule: messenger RNA, 2415 nt
Organism: Mastomys coucha (southern multimammate mouse)
Lineage: Eukaryota; Metazoa; Chordata; Mammalia; Rodentia; Muridae
Gene: Socs4
Product: suppressor of cytokine signaling 4
Exons: 4
Coding region: 561-1619 (352 amino acids)
Biological process (GO): intracellular signal transduction; phosphatidylinositol phosphate biosynthetic process
Cellular component (GO): phosphatidylinositol 3-kinase complex
Molecular function (GO): 1-phosphatidylinositol-3-kinase regulator activity
Source: RefSeq, a predicted model, not a curated record
GGCAGCGCGACCGAGGAGAAGCCGGGAGCACCAGCGUCUGGACAGACUGCGGGAAGGGAAAGCUUCACAGAGCCGCUUCCCGCGCUCUGGUGCGCGCGCCCUGUGCGCAUGCGCGGCCCGCCGCCGCCCGGCGCAGGUCCGGCCCGAGGUCGCCGGGUGGUGGCGUCAGAGGCGCGCCGCCUCGAAGCCAAGAGCCGGUGGCUGGGGCCGAGCUGAAAGAAAAGGUGGGAGCUGAACCCGGAAGUGGCGGCGGUCCCUGGAGAGCAGGCGGAGACAGCGGCAAGACUGACUCUGGACUGACCGUGGAGCGGGGGCGGGGGCUGACAGACAGGCCGCCGCCUUUGAGGGAGCUACACGAGGAGCGGGAGUGGCCGGGCCUUCCUUCCGCUCUUGGGCGAGCGCCGGGUGGUGGCGAUGGUGAUGGCGGCAUUCGCUCGGACAGCUCCGGUUGAGCUGCACUCGGAGAGAUCCGUCCAGAAAGUGCCCAGAAGAAACUUUCACUCAGAAAAGCUGAAAACACAGUAUUUAUAACACUGGAAAUUGUAAAGAAUUUGUUUAAAAUGGCUGAAAACAAUAGUAAAAAUGUAGAUGUACGGCCUAAAACCAGUCGGAGUCGAAGUGCUGACAGGAAGGAUGGUUAUGUAUGGAGUGGAAAGAAGUUGUCUUGGUCUAAAAAGAGUGAGAGUUUUUCUGAAUCUGAAGCCAUAGGUACUGUUGAGAAUGUUGAAAUUCCUCUAAGGAGCCAAGAAAGAAAGCUUAGCUGCUCGUCCAUUGAGUUGGACUUAGAUCAUUCCUGUGGGCAUAGAUUUUUAGGCCGAUCUCUUAAACAGAAACUGCAAGAUGCCGUGGGGCAGUGUUUUCCAAUAAAGAAUUGUAGUGGUCGACACUCUCCAGGGCUUCCAUCUAAAAGAAAGAUUCAUAUCAGUGAACUCAUGUUAGAUAAGUGCCCUUUCCCACCUCGAUCAGAUUUAGCCUUUAGGUGGCAUUUUAUUAAACGGCACACUGUUCCUAUAAGUCCCAAUUCAGAUGAAUGGGUGAGUACAGACCUAUCUGAGAGUAAAUUGAGAGAUGCUCAGCUGAAACGACGAAACACAGAAGACGACAUGCCCUGUUUCUCACAUACUAGUGUCCAGCCUUGUGUCAUAACUACCAACUGGGGAGUCAUGGAUAAAUAUGCAGCCGAAGCUCUGCUAGAAGGAAUGCCAGAGGGCACCUUUUUAUUUCGAGAUUCAGCACAGGAAGAUUAUUUAUUCUCUGUUAGUUUGAGACGCUGUAGUCAUUCUCUUCAUGCUAGAGUUGAACAGUGGAAUCAUAACUUUAGCUUUGAUGCCCAUGAUCCUUGUGUCUUCCAUUCUCCUGAUAUUACUUGGCUCCUAGAACAUUAUAAGGACCCAAGCACCUAUAUGGUCUUUGAGCCACUUUUAUCCACUCCACUAAUCCGGACUUUCCCCUUUUCCUUGCAGCAUAUUUGCAGAAUAGUUAUUUUUAUUUGUAAUUGUACGACUUAUGAUGGCAUCGAUGCCCUUCCAAUUCCUUCGCCUAUGAAAUUGUAUCUGAAGGAAUACCAUUAUAAAUCAAAAGUUAGGUUACUCAGGAUUGAUGUGCCAGAGCAACAGUGAUGCAGAGAGAUUAGAAUGUUGACCUGCAUACAUAUUUUCACUUAAUAUUUUAUUUUUCUUAUGCCUCUUUGAAUUUUUGUACAAAGGCAGUUGAAUCCAAAAUAAAACUGUGCCCUAAGUUUUAAUUCCAGAUCAAUUUAUUUUUUUUUAUGAUACACUUGUUAUAUUUUUAAGCAGGUUUUGGUUUUUGUUUUUACCAUGUAAAUUGUAUACUUUUUCCCUUAAUUUACAUAUGGUCCGGGCAUAUUUACAAUUUCAAGGCAUUGCGUAUACAUUUGAAUAGUCUGUAUUUUUAAAAUAAUCUCUUGCUCUUUCCUACGUGUGAAAUAUUUUGCUAAUCUAUGCUAUCAGUAUUCUUGUACGACAGAAUAGUUACCUGUGCUCUUUUCAUUUUGAAGAUCUUCCAUAGAGUGUUAUAAUCAAUCCAUUAUAAUGUAAUUAACUUUUGUAAUUUACCAAUAGGAAUGUUAAACAACAAAAUGAUUUAAAAUGAAACUUAAUGUAUUUUCAUUUUAAAUAUUAACUAAAAUGAGUUUGUUUGUUAGUUAUUCUAGCCAGUGAGAAAAGAAUGUUAUGUCCUAGAGGUGUAUUUGUUCUGCAGUUUGUUAGGAUCAUCAGUUAAUCCAAAUACAGCAUCCCCUCAACCUGGAGGUGAAUGUAGUUUGUGUUCCUUUCUUACUGGAAGCUUUACAAAGCAAAAUAGCAGUAUUAGAAGAUUGGAGUUGCUAGGCAACUAGAGUUUUCUCUAUUAAUUUAUGGACUGUUGUAUCUACUUAGCUCUUUUUUAGGAACUCUG